This is a messenger RNA of Desarmillaria tabescens, 1965 nucleotides long. RefSeq names its product general substrate transporter. The coding region runs from base 149 to 1813 and encodes 554 amino acids. Gene Ontology annotation, cellular component: membrane. Gene Ontology annotation, biological process: transmembrane transport. The record is from RefSeq and is a predicted model, not a curated record. The transcript has 9 exons. Lineage: Eukaryota; Fungi; Basidiomycota; Agaricomycetes; Agaricales; Physalacriaceae. Gene Ontology annotation, molecular function: transmembrane transporter activity.
CGGACGAUUAAAAUAGUCGGAUAUAUUUUUUGGAGGCAUCUUUCCUGCUAACGACCACUGGGGAUCCGAACGGUCUCAUGAUUAGCUUUCCGUCUGUUAUUUAAUCAGAUUCUUGCUCGGCCCUUCUUUCCCAUCCUCCGACCAUAUCAUGGCUUCAGGACACGCUCUUACUCCUACUGAUGACAAAAACGACCAGGGCCUGAGUACGCAGGCUGAUUUACUUGAGGUGGCAAACGACUUGGACUCGGGAGAAAUAAAUGAACUCGCUGUUGUUGCAGAAGGAGAGGAGAAGACGACUUGGUUUGUCUGGACUUUAGUAUUCUGUGCUACAGUGUCUGGGCUACUUUUCGGGUACGAUACUGGCGUAAUAUCAGGCGCACUCGUGACUAUAGGUUCUGAUUUGGGACCGGAAGAGUUAUCCAGUGGCCAGAAGGAAUUCAUCACCUCUGCUACAACAUUGGGCGCUCUUCUUGGCGGUUUGGUAGCAGGUGCCAUGUCUGAUUGGACGGGUAGACGGCCCGUCCUGGCCAUCUCUGAUAUUAUAUUCAUCGGGGGAGCAAUCGCACAAGCAGUCUGUCACAAUGUCUGGAGCAUGGUUGGUGGCCGCUUCCUUCUUGGUAUCGGUGUGGGAUUAGCGUCUUGUAUCGCGCCACUAUACAUCCAGGAGCUCUCUCCAACGCGUCUUCGGGGUCGCAUGGUCGUCAUGAACGUGGUCGCUAUUACUUUGGGACAGGUCAUUGCAUACGGCAUUGGUGCAGGCUUCGAGACAAUGCAUGGCGGAUGGCGUUGGAUGGUCGGAUUGGGGGCCGUUCCAGCCGGUAUUCAAUUAGUAUUUCUGUUCUUCCUUCCAGAAAGUCCUCGUAUCAUGUUGUUGAGAGGUGAUCUUCUUGCCGCUCAGAAGAUCAUGACCAAGAUUUAUGCCCUGGCUAAGCCUUCUGAUGUAGAGCUAAAAGUCAAAGUUCUACAAGCGGCGGUGCAACGAAGCGUAGAGAUUACGCGCAACACGACCUUUAUGCAUCGGUUCAAGUCUAUGCUAAUGAAUCCAGUGUAUCGCAGAGCACUCAUCGUAGGCUGUGGAUUGCAAGCGUUCCAGCAGCUUUGUGGUUUUAAUACACUGAUGUAUUACUCAGCUACGCUCUUUGCAUCCAUUGGAUUUGAUCAGCCGACCGCAGUUGGCUUGAUCGUUUCUGGUACUAACUUCAUCUUCACCAUCAUUGCCCUUGUUUGUAUCGACAGGAUCGGAAGACGAAGGAUUAUGAUUCUUAGUUCGCCUGGUAUGAUCUUUGGGCUGACGUUGGCAAGCAUAUCUUUUCACUAUCUUACUAUCAACACUGGUGGCGACCUUAUUCAAGGUAGUGACUACCCCAAGUCAUGGUCUGCUAUCGUGUUAUUAUCUAUGAUUAUAUUCGUUGCGUCAUACGCUACCGGUCUUGGUAACGUUCCGUGGCAGCAGGGGGAACUCUUUGCACUCGAGAUCCGCGGAGUAGGCACGUCCCUCGCGACUGCGACUAACUGGGCUGCCAACCUGCUCAUCAAUUCCACAUAUCUCUCACUCAUGGAGAAGAUAACGCCUUCUGGCGCGUUUGGUUUCUACGCUGGACUGUGUCUUUUGGGCUGGCUGUUUGUCAUAUUCUGCUACCCUGAAACAGCGGGUCUGAGCUUAGAGGAAGUCAUGAUGGUGUUCAAGCAUAGCUUUGGUAUCAAAGAGAGUGGGCGUCUGAGGGACACGAAACGGAAGAUGAAGGCGAGGGAGGUUACUCACGACGAGAAAGAGACCACGGAACACAAAGAGGUUGCGUCUUCAGAUGUAUAAUAUAUAUACCAUAGUUUCCCUACGCAAUUGCUUUCUAUUUUUCUCUUACGUCUACAUGCCUUUCUGUGGAGCUACUGAAGCGACCAGCCGUGCCCUACCCACAUUCUAUUCAUAAAAUGCACAGUAAAUCAGAUGAGCGCGCUCCGUCGCUA